AUGACUCAGAGCGACCACACCGGGUCACUACCACCCAUCCUCGCCAUCACUACUUUUCGCCAUCACUCGUUCUUGCUAGGUCCUUCCUGCUCGUCUCGUCUCGUCUAUCUCCUCUCCCUCGUUCUCCUCAUAUUCCCUUCUGUUGUCGUCCGUCGUCCGUACUCGUCCGAGCCACGUCAGCAGUUGCUGGCAUGCACUGGGCGUUUGCGCUGGACGACAAGCGUAGGAGGAGUUCAUACACUAUGUAUGCGGCGAGCGGAGCGCCCUGUCAUUCAGGGUACGCAACACGUCGAGAUUGCGGUCAAAAUGGCGUCAAGUUCCCACCGUGGUUCGUGCACUCCGACUCCCGUGGCUAUCGAUUCUAUGGCUUCGCUUAGCAUCAUGAUUUCUCGUCUUGGUCUUCGAAAUCCCGCACUUGACCUCCCAUUUCGAGCGUUUAUUUUCAUCCCGGAUGGCGUUACGGAUUUAUCGACCGAUUUUCCUUUCCUUGUGGUUGACGCAGCUAUUAGCGACGGGCAUGCUGUCGAGAUAUAG
This is a messenger RNA of Suillus plorans, 534 nucleotides long. RefSeq lists its product as uncharacterized. The record is from RefSeq and is a predicted model, not a curated record. Bases 1 to 534 code for a protein of 177 amino acids. The transcript is spliced from 2 exons. Lineage: Eukaryota; Fungi; Basidiomycota; Agaricomycetes; Boletales; Suillaceae.